This is a messenger RNA of Macrosiphum euphorbiae (potato aphid), 1557 nucleotides long. Lineage: Eukaryota; Metazoa; Arthropoda; Insecta; Hemiptera; Aphididae. The record is from the annotation of a GenBank genome assembly.
AUGUUUUCAACACUGAAACGUUUGGCAAACAAAACCGUAGAAAAAGAUACAACUGUUAAUACAACUUCUCAUCCUAAAGCAUUACCUCAGGAUUUACAACGAUCUUUUUCUAAAGGAAUUCAAUACAAUUUAAAAUUAGUUAUUAAAGGAGAUAGAAAUGUUGGUAAAACUUGUUUGUGGAACCGUUUACAAGGAAAGCCAUUUCUAGCAAAUUAUGAAGAGACAGACGAAAUCCAAGUUGCUCAUAUUCAAUGGAAUUAUAAGAAUACAGAAGAUGUUGUAAAAGUUGAAGUAUGGGAUGUAGUUGAUAAAGGAAAAAGACGGCCAUUAUCGUCUUCAAGGUCAUGUGAUGUUCUAAAAACGGAGCAUGAUAAAGUUAAAUUAUCUCCUAUACCAGUAGAAGAUACUCCAGUUCUAGAUGCCGAACUAGUUGAUGUUUACCGUUGUACAAAUGGUGUCUUACUAGUAUUGGAUAUCACUAAAAGAUGGACAUUGGAUUACGUAUACAAUGAACUUCCUAAAAUUCCAGAUAAUAUUCCAGUAUUAGUAUUAGGUAACCAUUGUGAUAUGAACCAUCAUCGAAGUAUCAAUGGGGAGGAAAUUAUUUAUCAUCUGAAGACUCUAGACAGGGGUACACCUAUUCGGUAUGCUGAAGUUUCAAUGUCAAAUGGUUUUGGUUUACGGCUAAUUUAUAAAUGGAUUGGUAUUUCAUUUUUGCAACUCCAACGGGAAAACAUAAUAAAUCAUUUAGAAACAAAUGGAAGUGAAACAAAAAUUAUGACCAUGGAGUUGGAUGUUUAUCAGCAGAGUAAUGAAGCAAAUUAUGAUGAGUUUUUAUCUAGAUUAUCUAAACAACGAAGAGCUGAUGCGGAAAAUAAAUCAGUGGCCCCUACUUUACCUUUACCUUUAUUAAAUAAACCGUCACCAAAUAUAAAAGAAGCUAAAUCUCCAGUAGAAAAUUCAAAAAUUAUAGAUUCCAAAACUCAAGAUAUUGCACAAAAAAUGUUUCCUGGAAAUAAGUCUAAUGUAGUGCAAACAGAAUUAAGGAAAGAUGUCAACAUACUUAAUGAAGAACCUCUUAUAAAAACUCCUUCGAUAAUAAAUAUUAACAACUUAGAUGACUUUGUUCCUGAUGACGAAUUAGAUAAAUCAUUUUUAGAAGAUUCAGGUCAUGGGGAUAUUGUUCCUAAAACAUCUAAAGAAACAGAGAUACAUUCUGAUGAAAGUGACGAUGAUUGUGGAAAUCCAAUGGUGGCUGGUUAUCAAGCAGAUGUAGAUCCUGAUGAUUUUACACCAGAUAUUGAUAGAAUUAAGAUUGAAAAGAACAAUGUUGAAUCAAAUGAUAUAAACAAUUGGUCCUCUAUUCAAAAUACUACAAGACCAAGACCAGAGGGCGGUGAAGAUGAAGAAUCAAAACAACGUGUAGAUGGAUUAAGUAAUGUUAGUAAAAAGGUAAAAGAAAAAAAAGCCAAGAGUAAAAGUGAAAAAAAGAAUAAAAAGAAGACUAAUAGUCCUAAAUCCGAGUAUGAGAACUUGGAAUGUUUUUUGAAUGAUUAA